AUGGAUACCAUUAUCAUCGCGGUAUGCUCGUGUGACAAUUCGACGAUUUCAUUCAGAAUAGAACGUCGAUUUUGGAAAAUGACCAACCGCGCACAAGACCAUUACGGUUCUCAUGAGGCGGCAUUGUUCAAUGGGGAAGAGGUGGGCGAACUAGUAUUGGAGGGAGCUCUCCGGUUGGAACAAGAAAUUACAG
Acaulospora colombiana is the source of this 193-nucleotide messenger RNA. NCBI's taxonomy places the organism in Eukaryota, Fungi, Glomeromycota, Glomeromycetes, Diversisporales, Acaulosporaceae. The record is from the annotation of a GenBank genome assembly.